Messenger RNA from Lentinula edodes (shiitake mushroom), 2005 nucleotides. RefSeq lists its product as uncharacterized. NCBI's taxonomy places the organism in Eukaryota, Fungi, Basidiomycota, Agaricomycetes, Agaricales, Omphalotaceae. Gene Ontology annotation, molecular function: hydrolase activity, acting on carbon-nitrogen (but not peptide) bonds, in cyclic amidines. The record is from RefSeq and is a predicted model, not a curated record. The transcript has 6 exons. Bases 69 to 1808 code for a protein of 579 amino acids.
CUCAGAGCCUGGUCGACGUCCAAGCAUGUCCAAGCAGGUUCAAGCAUGUUUUCAAAUUUGAAGUACUUAUGUACAGUAUUUCGACGGAGCCGUGUAACAAUCUAUCUGCCCUACGUUUUCGCCUACCGCUUCAAAACGGAAAAGAUCAGUCAGAAAUCUGUUGUGAUAUUUGUUCCCAGGUUUUAGUUUUUUUUCUCAGUGGUUUAUCGCAGGAGUGGGACAACUCCGACUCUUCACUUCCCAGAGCUUCCCAGAUGCGGUGGAUGGGACGUCAAAGAGCUCCUCUGUCAGGAUCUACAACACCAAAAGUUACAACGGCCGCUGAAAUUCUUUUCAUUACAAACGUUCAUCUGGCGUAUCCGGACCCACCCUUCAAUGCAGGCAAGUUAUGGUCAGUCGAAUGUCGCGAAGGCAAUGUGGUUAGAGUCGCUCCAUAUAUUGAGGGAGAAUACCUCCCGAUUUCUUUUGCCCGAUAUGAAAUCGAUGCAAGAGGCGGGAUCUUGCUUCCUUCUUUGUGUCACUCUCACAUCCAUCUUGACAAGUGCUUUAUCUUGGAUCGAUGUGAUUUGAUAUCUGGGGAUUUCAAAGAAGCAAUGAGCGUGACAGGAACUGCGAAAGCGAGGUUUCCUUUGGAAAAAGAGGACUUGUUGAGUCGUGGUCGGAAGCUCAUUCAUGAAAGUGUGGAUUGCGGGGUUACUUCGAUGCGCGCUCACGUCGAAAUAGAUGACCUAGUUGGCUUCUCUGGCUUGGAUGUAGCACUUCAUUUGAAAGAGGAAGCUCGAUUAGCUUGCCACAUCCAAAUCGCUGUUUUUGCGCAAGAAGCUUUGUUCUCAAGUGCAGAAGAUGCAGAACCAGGAUCCAAUUUCCAAUUACUAGCGGAAGCGGUUCAGCGAGAGGGUGUAGAGGCAGUCGGCUCCGCACCAUAUGUCGAGCCUACAAUCGAACAAGCCAAGAAGAAUAUCGAGUUAAUCUUCGAGCUCGCGUCUCAUACCUCUCUGACUCUUAUAGAUUUUCAUCUUGAUUAUAACCUCGAUCCUGAUUCUGAACCAUUGAUAUACGAGGUCAUCAAACAGGCUAGAAAGUACUGUCCUGCCUGGAAAUCUCAUGGCCCAGAAUUGUUCGGACGACACAUUACUAUCGGGCAUGCGACUCGCUUGCAGUUAUUCACGUCAAAAGAAUGGCGGCACCUCCAGGACGCCAUCGGGGACCUUCCCAUAACCUUUGUAGGACUGCCUAAUUCUGAUAUGUACAUGCAAGGGAGGUUGCAAGCUGGCCAGCCGCUUGGAGCUCCUCGUAGUACGUUGCGGGUGCCACACCUUUUCGACAAAUACGAUAUACAAAUCGCAAUGAGUGUUAACAAUGUCGAAAACGCAUUCACUCCUCAAGGAUCUGCAGAUCCUCUGGCUUUGUGUACCUUUGGUGCCGCGAUUUUCCAGGCUGCAACAAAAACAGACAUACAGACUUUAGCGAAAUCCGUCACAAUAACGUCCAAAGUCGCAAUAGGGCAAACAAAUGUUCCGCUUGAAUUAUACCCCCAGCGAGGAGAUAUCGCAGAUUUCGUUAUUCUUCAUGGAAUACAAACAUUGCGACAGGCAGUUUUAAAUCCACCUUACGAUCGUACCACCAUUCGAAAUGCUAUCGUCGUAGCCCAUCGUCGGACGAGGAGAUGGACAGCAAUUAAGGAAUCUCCUGUCUCUAAGAUAGUCAACCCGAUCUCCUGGUGGUGGUACUUACUUUUCCCUGUUUCUUGGCCCUUCCUCCUUCUGGAUAAUUGGGUUUCCGGACCACGUAAGUUUCUUAUAUCAUAGACAUGUUGAUUUCGUUUGUCCGUCCAUGUUCAUCUGCGCUCAUACUUAUUCAAGUGGACCUGAAAUGCGUCUCAGGAUGGAUAGGCAGAAAAUAACGAGAAGGUACAUGUACCUCUAGAUUCUUAUUGAAAACUUUACAUGUAAUUAAAGAACGACUGAGUACUGUAUAAGUACUGUGUUACACACAUAUCUGCGAU